Messenger RNA from Mycena indigotica, 2532 nucleotides. Its product is annotated as ACT domain-containing protein. The record is from RefSeq and is a predicted model, not a curated record. NCBI's taxonomy places the organism in Eukaryota, Fungi, Basidiomycota, Agaricomycetes, Agaricales, Mycenaceae. Bases 1 to 2532 code for a protein of 843 amino acids. Gene Ontology annotation, cellular component: COG complex. The transcript is spliced from 15 exons. Gene Ontology annotation, biological process: intra-Golgi vesicle-mediated transport.
AUGGCCGAGUACUCCGUUUUCGCUAGUGCAGGCUUUGACCCAAACGAAUACGCGAAUGCAGUACUCGCAGGCGAGUCGUAUCCUGUUUCCGACCCCAAAACACCAGCAGUCAAAACGUCUUUCGAACCUUCUCCCAAAGAAGACAUAUCGGUGGCCAUUUCGAAGCUUAGCGCUGGCGUGGAGGAUGUUUCUAAGCAGAUAAAAAGCGUGGUCAACACGCAUCACCAAGUUUUGCUGCAACAAGCCGCCAAUGCGAACGCCUUGGCUGGCUCCCUCACCUCUGUGAGAUCCGGUCUGUCAGACCUUGACUCUUCCAUUGAGAAACUCCGGCUGAAAGUUCGCGUGCCAUAUCAGUCUCUGCAAACGAAUGUUUCGCGUCUGGAAAAGUUACAACAAGCGUCAGAUAUGCUGCGCCGGAUUUCGCGUUUUGUGGUCCUGGCUCGGAGAUUACAGGCCCAAAUGGCCGAGAUGGAAUUGCCUGUUCAGCCGAAUUCGACCUUUAAAGAGACGCCAAUAAAUGUCAUUGGUCAGGAUAUUGAGGACGAAAAGGAACGAGCUAUAGCCAAAGCAGCGCUGAGUAUAGCUGAACUGAUGGCCUUACUGGACGGGCAACAAAAUCCCGCUCCUGAAGAAGGCAUGAAUCAGUCGGAAAAUGAGCCAGCAGACUCUGCAGCUUCGGCCUCGUUACGCUCAGUGAACGCAGUCGCUGCCCACAUCACUUUUAUUACCGACGCGCGUGCAAAAGUGACUACCGAAAUGGAAAGCAUGGUUCUAACAGGGCUGAAAGAUCUUAAUCAAUCUUUGCUUGCCUCUUCACUCCAAACGGCAUUCAACCUUCGCGUGCUCCCAGAGCUUGUUCAGAAUCUUAUCCUUGACCUUUCCAAAGCGGUUGAAGAGCGCAUUCAGAGUGCCUUUGACUUGUCCAAGAUAUCACGCGACGCUUCUAGUAAAGACUCAGCACCAAAUGCACCCCAAUCGCCCACGUCGUACAAGUCUAGGGUCAGGACAGAGCCCACAACCUAUACCGCUCCGCAAUGGGCCGCCGCUUUGUGGACAAGACUGGAGAGUAUGAUUGACGAUAUGGCAGACUGCUGCGUCAAAGUAUAUACUCUUGAAAAAGUCUUGAAGCUAAAGCGCGAUACCGUUUCGCAAGCGGUCUUCCUUGAUGAGGCAAUGAAACUUCUCGAAAACAAGCCUAGUGCAACAUUUUGGACUGCUUUGGGGAAAUCACUAGAGAAGACGGCCAGAGAUGCCGCGCGAGGUUCGACAUUCUUGCAGCAAACUCUGAGCACUGGGUACCCCCGUCUACUCCGCCUGUUCCACCGUUUCUUUUCCAAAAUUGCUGUUCACACAGACACAAUUUACACCCAAACUCGUCAGAGUCCAGAAACCAUUCUUGUUCUCCGGACUUUGUCAAAUUUCGAGUCGCUGUACAUUUCCCGGUCCUCAAAUAAGCUCAACGAAGCAGUUGCCCAAGCACUUUCUGGCGGAACCCGCAAUCCUCCAGGCAUGAGCGAGGGGGUCAAUGUCUCAAGAGCUGUAGCUAAUGAACUUGACUCUGCACGAUUUGACCCACUGCUGAUUCGAGCAGUCGCUAAAAACGUUGGGGCAAGCUUGGACAUGCUGCUUUCCCGUAUAGAUGCUUUGAGAAGUCGAGAUCGCACUGCAACGUCUCUUGCUGGGCCCUCAGCAACGCAACAACACACAACCAACGCUUCAUUGGCCUCUUGUCUAUACCACUGUUGGUCUCGCCUAGCCAAACUUGGCGACGAACACUCGGAGAAUGUUGUUGCAAUCAUAACUCCCUCUAUCCAGAAAAUCAACGCUGCUUAUGAUGACAUUGUCAAACCGGUUUCCCAAGCGAUUCAACGGGAACUGGGAGCAAUCAUCGCCCGAAUUCACCGUCUUAAUCUUGCAAAAGCGACAGGCACGGGUGGAGCAAGUUUGUACAUGAAAGACCUCGUUGAGAAGUUGGGGUUCAUCAAAACCGAGAUUCUGAGCAAAUAUAACCUCGCGGAUGCUGGUCGAGAAUGGACGAACUCCAUUAUCAAGUUUGUCAUCACGACGUUUGUGCUGCAUGUUUCCAUCGCAAAACCUCUGGGUGAAAGCGGGAAACUGCAGCUUACCAGUGACAUGACAGAGCUAGAGUUUGCUCUGAACACUUUCGUUGGUGAAGGAUCGAUAGAAAGCGUCGGAGACGAAUAUCGGAUGCUUCGAGCGCUCCGACAAUUACUGUUCCUUGACAAUGCUCAACUGGCUUCGUCGAAACUUACAGCCGGUCUGUCUCCGUUGAUUGUACUGCACCACAUUCUUGUCCGUUCACCGGUAACACUUCCGCAUUCUCUCCAUGGCUGGCAGGAGCCAGAAUAUGUGCGCUGGCUGGAGGACCGGCCAGAGCAGGAGGCCCUGACGCUCAUAGAGAGUGGAUUGACUCACUGGGAAAAGAUUCAGGAAAGCGAGAGCGAAAGGGACAGUGGGAAGGAAUAUGUAGCACUUGCACGAACGGUAUUAGCCGAAUCGAAACAUUUGUGA